GCUCCGCCAGGGCCCCUUCCGACCCUGGCCUCCCUAUCCAGACCCUGCAGGCCCAUAACCAGGCCCGGACCACGCGGGCCUCACUGCAGCGGGGUUGCGACUGCUUGUGCCGCUUCGCGCUGCGCGGCCCGGGCGCCCGGCAGCUCCUCGGGCUUCGGCCCCGCCAGCGGCCGUGAGGGACCGGGGCCGGGAUGAGCGGUGGGAGGCGGCCGGCCCUGCCGCGGGCCCUCGCUGCAGCCCGGGGAGGUCGGCCCCAGGGCGCCGGGAGGGCCGCGCAGCCGCCGGGCCGGCUCGGAAUUCCGCGCGGAGGGCCCUCGGAGAGAGGCUCCUUUCCCUACCCGAGCCCCCGCGUAAGGGCGGCCCUGGGCAGCGAGGCCCCGGGCUGUUACCGGUUUUCCAGGCUGCGCCUCAGCAUCUUGCUCGCGAACCGCCAGGGACCCUCGGCCGGAGCCCAACGACGGGGGCUUAGAGACUCCGGAACGCGAGCCGCCGCCUCCGGGAGCCCGAGAGCCCGCCCCGCGCGCCGCCGCGCCGGCCGGGGCGUUUCUAUGGAAACGCGGCGCGCGCCCCCACGGUCAACGCCCGAGGCGACCAGUGCCCAGCCCCAGCGCGAGCGGGCAGCGGGGCGACGCGGGGCGACGCGGGGCGACGCGGGGCGGGCGCCGGCAGCGGAGGGGAAGCCGGGACCUUUCAUCCUGCGUGAGCGCCGCUCUUACCAAACCCCCAGUGCCCAGUUCUUCCAGGUGAAACUGUGGACUCUCGGAAGGUGCCUUUGGAAGGAGAAGUGCUUACCACCUCAUCUUUAACCUUUCGUUUACUCAGCAAGUAAUUACUGAGUUCCUACUUUGCGGAAAAGAUUCUUAGACUCUGGGAAUAAUACAAAGAUAAGAACCAGGAGUCCCCUGUUUGAAGGGCCUGAGAGUUUGAUGAGGAUCCAGACAUUUCAACUGAGAUAAAGAGACACAUUUUCCCCCUUUGAACACCCAUGUCCUUUCUAUCCUCUUGGCAUUUGCUUAAGGUGCUCUUCCAAAUAAAUCUGAGUCUAAAUUCAAGCUUUAUUUGCCUCAAGAAAGCCCUCUGGGCUUCUCCCACACUUGGCUCAUCCAGGCAGCCUGGGGGCCCUUUGCAGUGGUACACUUCGCUGAUUUUUUGCUGUUUCUUAACCUUGAGCUCCUUAAGGCAGUGGAAAUAUGGUUUUACUCUUGUAUCUCUCAGGACCUCGGUGUGACAAGAUAAAAGUGUAUUUUGCACAAAGGGAUGUCCCUAAGACCUUUAUUACCUCACUUUUAGAACUCCUCUUACUCUCACGUUACAGUGUGUACCUCUCUUCUCCCCUUGUUCAGUCAAGUUAUCUGUUCAAUGCUUGCUGUGUUCCAGGUACGAUGCU
This is a messenger RNA of Sciurus carolinensis (gray squirrel), 1387 nucleotides long. Its product is annotated as translation initiation factor IF-2-like. The coding region runs from base 192 to 806 and encodes 204 amino acids. NCBI's taxonomy places the organism in Eukaryota, Metazoa, Chordata, Mammalia, Rodentia, Sciuridae. The record is from RefSeq and is a predicted model, not a curated record. The transcript is spliced from 2 exons.